This is a messenger RNA of Dreissena polymorpha, 4804 nucleotides long. RefSeq lists its product as uncharacterized. The transcript is spliced from 5 exons. The record is from RefSeq and is a predicted model, not a curated record. Bases 758 to 2911 code for a protein of 717 amino acids. NCBI's taxonomy places the organism in Eukaryota, Metazoa, Mollusca, Bivalvia, Myida, Dreissenidae.
CCAAGAAUGCCUGAGUGCAUCCGACGCACGGAGGCGAAGACCUCACCACAAACGUUCACGUGUGUACAUUAAUAUCACUUGUUUAUUCAAUGCGCUCCAAUGUUUGUUCGUGUAUUGUAUAUGCCUGUAAAAUUUAAUACCUGAGAUAUUCCCGGUGUAAAAAGCGUUAUCUCGUUCGAUUAUCGUUCGCCGUUCUUCGUGUCAUUAAACCACACGAGGUAUUGACCUACAGAAAUUCGUUAAUACAUGUUGAAUUUUAUCUGAAUUUAACUUCCCAUAUCGACUUUUCGUUAACGAUAAGUGUCUGAUGUGAGUUAACGCAUUUUCUAUUUGUAGAAAUCUAUUCAACUAUUUCAUUAAUACAUGUAACUCCGAAAGUGGCGAAUGGUCAUAUUCAUAAACCAAUAUUUGCGCGAGUUUUAUUUUCGAAAUUAACUUUGUGAUUAUUCUGGAAUACACUGGAUAAACGGGUAACGGGUAGAACUAUUGUUUACAUUGCAAAGCAUAUGCGAAAACACCCAUGUUUUCACGCAUAUCUGAGAGUUUUCACGGUCUAGUAGAUCACACGCUACAUCGGUUUUCAGUUUAAAUUGAAUCGUGUAUGUGGCUAUUGUGUCGUUUUCUUCUUCUACAAGGUCGUCUGCCGACAGCGCAUCCUUGAUUUUUCGUGUUCGAAGGUUUAUACAUGAACACAGCGGGAAUGACGGAUACACUUGUAAAAUAGUACGUCUGCUCCUGUGAGCUUUCACUUACAACUAUGAGUGGACCAGAGGAUACUGAAUUAUCUAAGCGUCUUUCGGCAGCUCUUGAAAAUGUUGGGGUCACAUGGAACACCGUGACGGCAAGGCGGGAAUCAUUUCUGAUGAGAGAAAAGAGCGACGAAAUACUUAAUCGGCUCGCAGGAGCAAAGGACAUGUGUUUUAUCUUUGGUAGCCAGUCUGAGGGAACGACAACACCAGGUCUUCAGUCUGACACUGACAUAUUUCACUGCUGCAGACAUACACACGUCAUCAGAAGUUGGGAUUCAUGGGAGCAUGGAAAGGUCACCCUGCUGAUGCUGAAAGACGACACACUACCUCCACAACAGUAUAUGCUCCAAAUCACUAAACCGGGUAAACCAGAAUUGGAAACCAUAUUAUAUGAUGGCAGUUGGAUUUUUUACAAUGGAAAAUUCAUUCGACAAAAACCCAAUGAUGACCGAUGGGUUCGAUAUAAUGGAAAACUAUUUCUUUCAUCUGAUUCACUUCUGCGAGACAUAGAGAAAGACACUUUACAAGACAAUGCAGCAGUAUUUAAAGCCGGUCCUUCAGUCAGCUUUGAUAAAAACCUAGAUGUUGUUAAAGCGAUGGCUGUAUACGAUACCUUGCCUGAAAUACAGAAAUGGAUAGGCAGAUCUAGACCUGGCCAUUGGCCAACACCAGAACUAUUGGAGAUGGUUCGUGAUUUGCCCUGCUUUCUAGUACCAUCUGGACACCCUUUAAGCAAAACAAGAAGUAUAGAAUGGCGAUUUUCACCAAAUCUGAUUGAAAGACAUCUGAUGUUUAGUUUCAACAUAACGCAAAUAAAAUGUUUUGUUGUAUUGAAAAUGAUCAAGAAGACAAUACUGUAUGAUGUAGUGCCUGACGGGAUCACCACUUUCCAUUGUAAAACAACAAUGAUGUAUGCCAUCGAGAGAACUCCCAAAAACCUGUGGACGGACGACAAUUUAAUUUACCUUAUACGUGUAUGCCUACAAACAUUGAAAAGAUGGCUCCGUGUACGAUUCUGCCCGCAUUAUAUUGUUAAAGGUUCCAACUUAUUUGAUGGGAAACUUACGGUAAACCAAUGUCUGCGGCUGUGCGAUUGUCUAAACACUUUGGGGGGAAAUGUCCAAAAAGAAUUGCUACACAUGAAGCUUGACAAUAUUGGAGAAAUGAUGUCUGCAAGGGAUAUUGAUCAUGGCAAACGCUUUAAUCAACAACUUAAUAUGGCGAUUCAGAGAAAGCUGGAUCAAAACAGACUGCUUCCUUGCAAUUUUAACGUGCACGAAGCCGUUCGCCGUUUGCUGGCAGGCGCAUGUAAUGUUCGACCACUGAUAACGGCACAAAAAGUUGCGUUGGACUUUUUAAAACAUAAAGAUAAUCUGGUAAGUGAGGUAGCAAAACACUGGGUACGCGUGUUAUUUUUGUAUAUGGCAUCUAUUAUAGCUUCGUCUUGUUUGGAACCUAACGUGCAGCUUCCUCAAAUAAUACUUGAAGGCUACACACCGUCACUAAGAUCAGACGCUGCAUCCAGCCGACUUAAACUUGCCUCCAUGUUGCUUAGUGCUGGAUACCUUCCCGCCGCGGCGUAUGUUCUUCAGGAUAUAGAACGUCGAUGUUAUCCAUUCGUAAGAAACAUUUGUUGUUGUGGCAAUGUGCUAGACAGGGACGAUUCUCUGGAAGAAUUUGCAAAAGAACUAUCGACUGGCUCAGACUAUAGAUUACGAGAAGACAACAUUGCCUAUUGCGUCAGAUUCACUAGACGGGAGGUGAACUGUGUACCUCCUAUAUUACUGUUCGAAAUGCACAGAGCGGUGUCUAAAGAUGAAAUCAAAAUGAGAAGUAAACAGCACAUGGAUUCAAUGGACGAUGCGUCUGUGGAUGCCUGCGUGUUUCUCCACUACCUUCAAUACUUAACCUACGGGGGACUUAGUGACUCGGAACAGGCACUACGUGCUUUUAAUGCAUUAAAGGAAUAUUUGCAUAACAACGAGGAUUUCCUGUAUCACGCGGCCACUGCUGCGACGUUGUGGGCACACAUCAUGGAGAUGCAGAGCCAACAUUUCAUGAAGUGUGCGUUUAAGCAGUAUUCAGCGUCUGUUGCCUCCACGCCGCACAAUAACGCGGCUAACUGGCAUGUCAGACGGCUGUUGAAAGGGAAAAUCCCCUAAAUUAACGACUUUUUACAAAUAUGUCAGGUAUAAACAGAAAUAUUGUGUAUGUAAUGUGCGAUGAUUUGCAGCUGAUUAAUGACGGAAACAUACUUUUAAUUUAACUGUAUAGCAAAAAAUUUUCACACACAACAACACCGGAGGUAAAAUUUAGUAUGUUAUAAUCCGUUAGGCUUUUAUUUACGGCAAAUGACUAAGUGAUGCAUUCAAACUGCAGGAAGAGAGAUACUCUUACACAACGUGACGUAUAUAACAAUUUAAGUUGUGGACUCAGCCUUGGGAAACGAACAUCAGAAAAUGUUAUUAAAAUGUUUUUCUCACAUGCUGGAUAUCGACAUGUUUCCUGUGUGUCGUCAGUUUUUGAAUACUAACACUAUGUUUUCAUAAUCACAAAUCUGGAUAUGUAAAUGAGAUAUGUGUGCUAACAAUCAAUGAGUAUAUGCAUGUGAGUGUGAUUUAAUAAUUCACUAAAUGCAAUACAAAUGUAUAAAUACGUGACUUAUACAGUUAAUAUCUAGACCCGUAUUCACCAACCGAUUAUUAUCCCCCGCAAGAGGCGGAGGGAUAUAGAACUGGCGUUAUCCGUCCGUCCGUCUGUCACAAAACUGUGUAUGGCUAUAGCUCAUAAACUGUAUAAGCAAGAUGGAGAAGUGCAAUGCACAUGAACCAUAACCCUACACUUUCUUUUAUAAGAGUUAUUGCCCUUUAUUUUGUGUAUGAUAUAAUUUUUCAGGGCAUUAUCUCAGAUACCAUACAAGACUUCAACAUGAAACUUCAUGGGUGUAUUGGUAUCACUGAGAAGGAGUGCCAUGCAUUAGGACCAUAACCCUACACUUUCUUAAAUUAAAGUAAUUAAACUUUGGGUUAUUUGUAUUGUGUUACUUUUCAGGGCUAUAUCUAAGAUAUGCUACAAGACUUCAAUAUGAAACCGCAUGGGUGUAUAGAUAGCCACGAGGAGAAUUUUAAUUAAUUAAAACAAUUACCAUACACGUAAAUAUUAUUUUAGUUUAUACCAUAAGUCAAGGAAUUUGCACCCAAUUCUUAGACAAACUUUAUAUGGCGUUGGAUAUCAAUUGAACGAAUUUGCUUGUUACACUUGAGUCUAAAAAUACAGAAUAUUCUUAAAACUGUAAUGUUCUAUAACUACUUGAAUGUUUAGUCGUGCAUGGCAGUUAACGUUACAUUAUUAUUCAUUUAGAACCAUACUAAAAUGACAUAAGCACCAUUUAUAUCAAGUAAAUACUCAAACUCUGGAGUAAUAUCAUUGUGUCUAAGUCAGUUCUUUAUAUUUAAGUAUAAGAAUCGGUUGGUGAAUACGAGCCCUGCUUUUUACCUCCUGAAACAUAUACUAGUAUUUAACAAAGCAAUAUAAUGUUUAUACAAAUUAAUAGAAAACGUUUUCCAUAAAUAAAAAAUCGACUUUUUGGCAAACUUAUAAAAAAAACUUUGUUGACGCUUGUCAAUUUUAUGAACACAACUAUGUAUUAUAAAAUAGACAGGUUAAAUUUAAAACAAGUGUCAAGGCUAUAUGUAAAGCACAUUUUAACGUGCAAAACUUAUGGUAUUACCACUUAAUGAUAUCGACUAAAAUUACUUUACAUGUUUUAAACAAGACAUUGUGCCUUUUAGACUUGCAUAUUAUACAUUAACAAUAGUUUUAUUAAAGUUACAUGCAGCGGAAAAAGCAGUCGACCUGUUAGAGUGUAUACUUAAUAUGUAUUGUCACCAAAAAUGAAAUGAUCCCAUGAAAAUAUUUUUACAUCAACAUACGUUUCUAAUUUGAAAUAAAAGAAAAAUGCAUCUGACGAAGGCAAUCGGACGGACCCAUGAAACCACUAUGAAAACUUGGGUGGAUGCCCAGUUUGAACUUCGAAAUCAUGCUAGAAAUCAAGU